Betta splendens (Siamese fighting fish) is the source of this 1537-nucleotide messenger RNA. RefSeq names its product probable serine/threonine-protein kinase kinX. Gene Ontology annotation, cellular component: immunological synapse; membrane; tetraspanin-enriched microdomain. The record is from RefSeq and is a predicted model, not a curated record. The transcript has 5 exons. The coding region runs from base 171 to 959 and encodes 262 amino acids. Lineage: Eukaryota; Metazoa; Chordata; Actinopteri; Anabantiformes; Osphronemidae.
UAUAUAUGUUCUGUUGUCUGUCAUUAUUAACAUGAUCUAAUUUUACUGUAACUGAAGAACGUCAGUCUAGAUUUGACUCGUAUGGUUCUGAGAAUGGUAAUUUAAAUACAGAACCAAAAUAAAUUUAGGACUUAGUCAACAGACAAGAAAGAGGAAGUGAUUUCUUUAUAAUGGAAGCCAAGGAAUUUUUUCGCAAAUACUUGUGGUUAUUGAUAAUAUUAGGGAUGAUUUUUGUGACUGUGGUGAUCAGCAUCAUCUUCAUUCUAAUCAACAAAUGUUUAUCUAAAAAAGGCAAACACAGAAUUGCACAACUUCAGAAAAGAACCGUCUCCCCUGUCGAAAGCAACAAAUACCAGGAGACAAAUCUCUGGAACACUUUGACCCCCGGGACCCCUCCCCUGCCUCCUCGGACACAGUUUCUAACAGCAGCGGCGCAAAGCUAUGAGAACCUGGCUGAGACGCCCGGGUUUCAGCCGACGUCGGACUCAGAGGAGGACAAGCACGACUACGAGGAGGCCGAGCCCCAGUACGAACAGGACCUCAGCAACUACGAGCAGCCGGUCCCUGACGAUGAACAGGACAAGCACGACUACGAGGAGGCCGAGGCCGAGUACGAACAAAACCGGGACAGCUAUGUGCAGCCCACGCUGGACUCAGAGGACAGGCGCGACUACGAGGAGGCCGAGGCCGAGUACGAGCAAGACCUCAGCAACUACGAGCAGCCGGUCCCUGACCAUGAACAGGACAAGCACGACUACGAGGAGGCCGAGGCCGACUAUGAGGAGGUCACAGAGGAGCAGCCUGACUACGUGAAGAUGGAGCCUAAUGAAGAGGUCUUUCCUCCUCCUCCUCCUCCUCCUCAGAACAUGGACCCAGCAGAGGACGACGACUAUGAGGACUAUGACGACGUCGGAGGAGAAGAUGAAGACCAGGAGGAAGACUAUGAUGAUGUGGGUUAAAAGAAAAAACAAUCUGAGGGACAUUUCUGACUGUCUGAUGAGGAUCCUACUGCACAGACCAACCACCAUUUAUGUUCUUUGAGCAGAUUUACAGAGACAAAUAUCUGUAUUCUAUGGGCACCAUGGACAAGUACAAAGAAGAGGAGGGAGGAGGUGGAGCUGGUUUCAGGUUCUCAGAUGUUUGACUCUGCUCAGAUACAGAGAACUUUAGUUGUUUUGUGCUGUUUUAAAGGAACAGUGUGUAAGGAAGUUGCUUUUUAGACAUAGUCUCACUUCCCGUGUCCUGAAAAGUCUCGUCCUCGUCAAGAUUCCGUAAAAGAUUUGGUCAUUUUUUGUAAUGAGCAGAGUCUGUAGAAGAAAAUGCAAGUGGUUAUUUUUUCCCAAAGGCCUUUUGGAUUAAUCUUGGCUACGGAUUGUUUUGAAAAUGUCUCUCCAUGAUGGAGCUGCAACCACAGUGGCCCCAGCGGCUGGAGCUGCUCCCAGCUGACACUGGGCACAGUGGGCAGCGCUCAGGCUGCGUCCUGGCCUUUACAUGAACGAUUUGAUCACUGUGUACACAUUAAAUGAAGAAGUCUGUA